Molecule: messenger RNA, 600 nt
Organism: Prunus avium (sweet cherry)
Lineage: Eukaryota; Viridiplantae; Streptophyta; Magnoliopsida; Rosales; Rosaceae
Source: RefSeq, a predicted model, not a curated record
AUGAGCUUGGGCCACGGUGUUGGUGGUCGAGCUAGGCCAGACCACGGUGUUGGUGGUCGAGCUGUGCCAGACCGCGGUGUUGGUGGUCGAGCUGUGCCAGACCGCGGUGUUGGUGGUCGAGCUGUGCCAGACCGCGGUGUUGGUGGUCGAGCUGUGCCAGACCGCGGUGUUGGUGGUCGAGCUGUGCCAGACCGCGGUGUUGGUGGUCGAGCUGUGCCAGACCGCGGUGUUGGUGGUCGAGCUGUGCCAGACCGCGGUGUUGGUGGUCGAGCUGUGCCAGACCGCGGUGUUGGUGGUCGAGCUGUGCCAGACCGCGGUGUUGGUGGUCGAGCUGUGCCAGACCGCGGUGUUGGUGGUCGAGCUGUGCCAGACCGCGGUGUUGGUGGUCGAGCUGUGCCAGACCGCGGUGUUGGUGGUCGAGCUGUGCCAGACCGCGGUGUUGGUGGUCGAGCUGUGCCAGACCGCGGUGUUGGUGGUCGAGCUGUGCCAGACCGCGGUGUUGGUGGUCGAGCUGUGCCAGACCGCGGUGUUGGUGGUCGAGCUGUGCCAGACCGCGGUGUUGGUGGUCGAGCUGUGCCAGACCGCGAUGUUGGUGGUUGA